Messenger RNA from Anolis carolinensis (green anole), 3997 nucleotides. RefSeq names its product E3 ubiquitin-protein ligase TRIM56. Gene Ontology annotation, molecular function: ubiquitin protein ligase activity; zinc ion binding. NCBI's taxonomy places the organism in Eukaryota, Metazoa, Chordata, Lepidosauria, Squamata, Anolidae. The transcript has 3 exons. The record is from RefSeq and is a predicted model, not a curated record. The coding region runs from base 387 to 2417 and encodes 676 amino acids. Gene Ontology annotation, biological process: protein monoubiquitination.
GCUUUUCCGGGCGCCACGAGAGGCCAGCCCCGCCCAACUGAUCGCUGAUUCGAUCGCCCGCCUCAAGGCCAAGCAGAUUCCGGAACUGACGUCCGAGGCGGAAGCCGCAGGCCGGGCGGGAGAGGCUACUUCGGAGGAGACAUUUGGACAUACGGGACUCAAGGAGGCUAACAAUAAAUAUAAAAACGAUGCAAAUCUCGGAAUUGUAACAACCUGCUGCUCUGCUAAGUGACCUUGGAUUUUGCACGCAGCCCUUAUCUCCUGGUUGGAGCUGAGUUCCUGCAAAACUGAAGAAUUUUCUGUGUUGUCUCCUGUCUGGAAAGGACCCAUGAACAUCGGAGACUCAUGGUUUUAAAAACCCAUCAGAUACUUUGCCAGAAAACAGUAUGGCAACUCCGAACUCCACAUCGUUGCAAGAUUUGAUUCGGGAAGACUUCUUGACUUGCAAAAUCUGCUAUGACCUGUAUGUGGUGCCCAAGAUCCUGCCCUGCCUGCAUAGCUAUUGCCUUGGGUGCCUUGAUCCCCUCAUGGAGAAUGGGAUUGUGCAGUGUCCUGAGUGCCGCCUGCAGAUAGAUGUCCCAGGAGGUGCUACAAGCCUAAAAACCAACUUCUUCAUCAAUGGUCUCUUGGAGCUCUUUCAGAUGAAGUGCAACAAGGACAUCAAAUGCACAAUCUGCUCAAAUGUUCAGAAAGUAGUGGCUGCCAUCUCCCGCUGCUUGGAUUGCAAGGAUUUUUUGUGCCAGAUGUGUUCCCAGGGCCAUUGCUGCUCUCGCCUUACUUUGCACCAUAAGGUGGUGAACCUGGAAGAAUUCCUCGCUGGGAAUUAUGAUAGUGAGGUAAGAUUCUUACAAGAGUUGUACUGCCAGAGCCACCCCCAGGAGGCGCUCCACUUCUUCUGUGACACCUGCAGCGUUCCCAUCUGCAGGGAUUGUCGCAUGCUGGACCAUUUCCAGCACAAAGUGGUCUCCAUGGCUAGUGCUGUGCAGCGAGAACGGCCCUCAGUGGAGCAGCUGAUUAGGAACCUUCAGGAAACCAUUACUUCCAUCUCUGAGCAAGAAAAGGCUGUGGAGGAAGCGAUGCACAAACUGAAGGCAGAAGGGGAAUGCAUCAGAGAUCAAAUUUGCAACUACGUGGACGAUAUCAUGACUUACAUCUUUGCCCAGAAGGAGUCUGCUUUGGCUAAACUGAACGGCUUCCUGACUGGACAGAUGGAACAGUUUUGCCUUUCUCAGAAGGAGUUGCAACUCCAGAAGGACAAAGCAACGAGUACUCAGGAGUUUUCUCAGCGAAUUCUCUGUGUUGGAAAGGACUAUGAGAUCCUCUAUUUGGAAGGGAUGAUCAGGAGUAGGGUUGAGGAGCUUCAGGCUUACAGACCGCAACAACUCCAGAGCCAGAGCCCGGAACUGUCAAUUGCUUGGGAUGAGCCCCAACAACUUUCUAAAGCCCCUCUUUUUAGUUUUGUGUUUCCUGGGGAACUAUCCAGGGGAGAUGAACCACAUUUGGAGCCAGGCAAUGAGUCAUUUGCUUCUCUUGGUGAUGAGAGUGGGGAGGUUACAGCAUCUCUUUCAGAUUCUGAUGAAAACUCCUCAAGUGUGUCUGAUUCCUCCACAGAAAGCUCCUCUUACGCCGAUAGCCAAGCAAAGGCAGAGUAUAAUUAUAGCUUUGAAGGGGAUCCAUCCUACACCAAAGAAAAGCCUAACAUUACAGGUAUUGCUGUUGUGCCACACACUGGCCAAGUUCUCCUUUUGGAUCAGGCAAAUGAUGAGAUCAAGCAGUACAGCUCUUAUGGUCAGUUUGAAGGAGUGAUUACUUUGCCCUCUUCUAAUUCUGCUUUCUGUGGCAUCUCUGUAUGUGGUAAGAGCCUGGCCUGUUCCUCAGAGUCUCAUCUUUUUUUCCUCACGCUUGAUGGCCUUUUCCUACGUAAAUUGCAGAUGAGAGGCUCAGAAUCAUCCUAUGCCCUGGCCUCCUACCAAGACUCUUAUGUGGCUGUUAGUGAGGGGACUCUCUGUUCCAUCUCUUUGUACAGCCCAUCUGGCUGGUGUGUUGGCAGAGUUCAGCCAAACAAUUACCAUGGGGGGAAGUUUCUGUUCAUUGCUGUAAGUAGCUGGGAGGAAUUUGUUGUCUCAGACUUCAUCAAAAAACAAAUUGUGAUCAUGCAGAAAUCUGGCCUGGUUUUGAAUGUGCUGCAAACCUCGACUUCAUUGCUGACCAAGCCAUUCAGUGUCUGUGUUGAUGAAGACCGGAACCUUUUUGUGGUUGAUCAGUUCAAGGUGAUACAGUUCUCUCCAGAUGACGAGACUGGUAAAGUGGUGGUGGAUGAUCUCAGGAUGUUACGAAGACCUAGAGUCCUGGCCAUCAGUAAUGACAACCUUAUUUUAGUGAGGGAAGAUGGAAUCACUGAUGUAUAUUACCUAUAGGAUGUUAUUUGAUUACCAGGAAGUGAAUCAAGUGCCUGAACACACUUAACCCUCUUGAUGGCAAAAUGUUUGAGAGGGCCCAUUCAGGUGUGUUUAGAGGACACUGGAAUGGGCUUAGCUUUUUCCUAGUGUGAGAAGUCCCAUCCUGAAUCAGAAGCAGAGGAAACAGCUCCUACAAUCAAAUCAAAUACUGAAAGCUUUUUAAUGUGCCUAAUAAUGUUAGUGCCUAACCUUAGAACAGAGGUGUCAUACUUGUGGUCCUCCAGGCAUUUGGAACUUCCAACUCCCGGAGGUCCUAGCCAGCUUGUUUGAGGGUUUGGAAUUCUGGGAGCUGUAGUCCAAAACAACUGGAGGGUCACAAAUUUGACACCUCUGCCUUACAAUAUUGGCAGCAGAACAACAUUUUCAGUGAACUUUCAAUGGUGCAUUCACAGAACAUUUCUGAUCUCAUCUUUGCUUAGGCCUCUGGUGUCUGCUGCUUGAAUUCUUAUCUUGAAUUAGGAGCCUGGCUUCUAAGGAGUAGUGGACUACAUAUUCUUUCAAAUUUACAUUCCCAGUUUCUCUGUCAAUGCUGGUGAUGGCAGAAGCUGCAAAUAUUGGGUGGGCGGGGUACAAGCUGAUCUCAUCUUUAUUCCAUGAGCCAUAAAGUACUCAUUCUUUUUCCUCCUCUAUGUGUAAAUUCCAAGCAUUGGAAUUGGUGUUGUGGAAAUCUCAGCGCUGGCUUGGUGUUUACAGAAACUGCAUACUUAUGUUCCAUCUCUUAUGCCUGCAGUGAUGAUCCAGAGAAAACUGUGGCUUACUAAGGUGUUUGGUUUUAAUGCGGGAUGUGAUGGGACUUCAUAAUUUAAACAAUGCCUAAUGGAGAGGAAAUGUGUGCUGACAUUUGUAUUCCUUGCUGCAUUCUAGACAUUUUGUUUUUUGAAAUAAGGAUGUACAUUUUCACACAUGCGAAUCUCAUCUUUGCAUAGUCUCUGGGUGCACAUAUAAAUGCCACAUUUCUGCAGUUCUAUCCAUUUCUGUUGCUUAUAGAUUUCUAGCUUAGCAGCUAUUUCUAGCUUAGCAGCUAUUCUGAUUUUGGAGUUGACUCUUCAUGGGAACCUACUAAAGAGCUGAGACUACUUAUGAUGCCUUCUGGACUUGGAAAUAAGAGACUUAGAAUCUUAUUUGGGAAGACACACAAAUUAAAUAUCAUAUAAGAAGGGCUAUAUGUAUGUCCAGCCAAUGCUGAGAUUACAAUCUUUUUGCAGGCCAUCAUGGUAGAAAACUGUUUGGUGUACCUAGGGUUUCACUUGCAUGCCUUGAAAUGUCUUUGCAAUUUUUCUUAAAGCCAUGUGUGAAUUUGAAGAGCUAAAAAUUAUUUUUAUCUGCUAUAAAUUUUGUAAGGGACCUUUAGUUCUGCUUCUUCACUAGAAGUCAUGCAUUCCUCAUCUUUCCUUUAUUUCUCAUCUGACUUUCUGCUUCCGUAUUUUUCUUUUUUACCUCUCUUUUUCAUUAAAUUUCAGAAUGCCUAAUGAGUGCUGAAAUGGGAAAUUUGCCAGUUUAGUGUUCAAAAUGAAGAAAUAAAGCCCCCCUGUGUGUCA